GCGGUAGCAUCCGUCGAGCGGUAGAGAAUCGAAACAGAAACUGAAACUGAAACUGAAACAGAAACUGUUACAAUUUUGUGCUUUGUUGUGGCACCUGCAACCUGGAAUUGGGGACCUGGAACACCAGCUAUUAUGCGCACACUUUCCUCGCUCGAUAUCGAAACAUUUCGAAUUGCUGGCCAGCAGUGAGCGGGCGAAGAGACUGCAUCUCCACGCCACAUUAACUGAAAACGAACCAUAAAAGUGCCAACACUCUAGACAACAAAAAGAAUCUAACCAGUAGCUCUUAGUUAAAGUAAAUAAAACAUUCAACAUGAAGCUGCUGUGCUGCGGUGGGAGCAACAAUAACUCCAUGGACCUGAAGGACUCCAAAAAGGAGGAUGAGGCCGAGGGCAAAAGUUCCGGUCUGGGAGUACGCCACUUCCAGGUAUUUCUGCUCUUCUGCGCCCUGACGGUGGCCUAUGCGCAGCGCGUCAACCUGUCCGUGGCCGUGGUGGCCAUGAUCGAUUCCGCCUCCGCCAACCCAGACUUUCCUGAGUACAACUGGUCGGAUAAGAUCAAAUCCCUGCUGCUGAGCAGCUUCUUCUGGGGCUAUGUGGUCACCCAGGUGCCGGCCGGCCAGCUGGCAAGGAAAUUCGGUGGCAAGGUGAUGAUCCUCUCGGGCCUCACCAUCUGCUCGGUGCUGAACAUCCUCACGCCACUGUGCGCCAAGCUGGGAGGCUGGCAACUGGUCUGCGCCCUGCGUGUGGUCGAGGGUCUGUGCCAGGGCGUGGUCUUCCCAUCCACGCACACGAUCCUGUCCCAGUGGGCGCCGCCGAAGGAGCGCGCCACACUCGGCACGUGCGCCUAUGCCGGCAAUCAGUUUGGCACGAUCAUCAUGCUGGCCACCAGUGGACUGCUGGCCGCCUCCUCGGCUGGCUGGCCCAGCAUCUUCUACAUCUCAGGGGGCGUUGGGUGCGUCUGGUCCGUCGUGUACUUCCUUUGGGGCGCCAGCUCGCCGUCGGAGUGCAAGAGCAUCACGUCGGAGGAGCGCAAGUUGAUUGAGUUGGCGCAGGCCGGAGAGGUGACCGCUGGACAGGACCAGCCCAAGGAGCAGCCGCCCACACCCUGGCUGAGCAUGUUCACAUCGCCCGCAUUCCUGGUCCUCAUCGUGGCACACUCCACCCACAAUUGGGGCUUCUGGACCCUGCUGACCGAGAUUCCCAGCUACAUGAAGAACAUCCUGGGCAAGGACAUCAAGUCGAACGCCCUGCUCUCCUCCCUGCCCUACGUGUGCAUGUUCUGCAUGUCCUUCGUCUUCUCGGCCAUUUCCGCGCAGCUGAACAACCGCAACUGCAUCUCCACGGGCACCAGCCGCAAGCUGUUCAACACGAUCGGCACCUGGAUCCCCAUGGUCACACUCAUCGGCCUGGGCUACACGGCUGCCGACCAGGCCACCCUGGCCGUCGUUCUGCUCUGCUUCACCGUGGGCACCAAUGGCGCCACGUACCUGGGCUUCAACAUGAACCACAUUGAUCUGUCGCCGAACUAUGCCGGCAUCCUGAUGGGCAUCACCAACUGCGUGGCCAAUAUAAUGAGCAUCAUCGCCCCGCUGGUGGUUGGUGUCAUUGUCACCAAUGAGAAAGAUCCCGAUCUGUGGCGCAUCGUGUUCUUCAUUGCCGCCGGCUUCUACCUGGUGGGCAACGGACUGUUUGUGCUCUUCGGCAAGGCCGAGGUGCAGUCCUGGAAUGAUCCCCCGUCGAAGUCCAAGGCGGACGCCACACCUCAAGUGGAGUCGCAGCACUAGAGAAAUAGCGAAGAGAGAGAGAGAGAGAGAGAGAGAGAGAGAAACCGCUAGUCAGCUAGUUCAGUUUUCCACCAAAACCCCAGGCGAAAUCAGAUGAUGGUCGGCCUGUCAACUGUCAAUCCUAAAUCUAAUGGGGCGCAAGGCAAUGCAUUUUCGCACUGUCCGAACUAAGUCGCGCUCCGUCUACACUGUACAUAUCUUUUUUUGUUGUUGUACAUAAUUAUAUUUGUAAACUAUUCGUUACUGUACUCCGUAUGGGUGCAUUCGCGUUGCCCUCUUAGGUCUUAGUUUUAGUUUUAGAGACUAAUUUAUGUAAGGACAAAGUGAAGAGAAACUGCUAAUAAUAAUGUGAAAAGAAAACCAAAAA
Molecule: messenger RNA, 2153 nt
Organism: Drosophila subobscura
Lineage: Eukaryota; Metazoa; Arthropoda; Insecta; Diptera; Drosophilidae
Product: putative inorganic phosphate cotransporter
Exons: 4
Coding region: 314-1786 (490 amino acids)
Biological process (GO): monoatomic anion transport; transmembrane transport
Cellular component (GO): plasma membrane
Molecular function (GO): transmembrane transporter activity
Source: RefSeq, a predicted model, not a curated record